Messenger RNA from Lotus japonicus, 2121 nucleotides. RefSeq lists its product as uncharacterized. Bases 1 to 2121 code for a protein of 706 amino acids. The record is from RefSeq and is a predicted model, not a curated record. The transcript has 5 exons. Lineage: Eukaryota; Viridiplantae; Streptophyta; Magnoliopsida; Fabales; Fabaceae.
AUGAUACAACCGAAUAUUAUCUUAACAUUGUUUAUUUCUGGUCCAAAAAGUCCUGGGAUUGAUAUUGAUGUUUAUCUUCAGCCUCUAAUUGAUGAUUUAAAGGAGUUGUGGGAUGCAGGUAUUGAAACCUAUGAUGCAUCAUCAAGACAAAAUUUUCAAUUGUGUGCAGCCUUAUUGUGGACAAUCAAUGACUUUCCUGCUUAUGACAUGCUAUCUGGAUGGAGUACUAAAGGAAAACUAGCUUUCCCUUGUUGUCAUUCAGAAACCAGCUCAUGUCGUUUGAAAUAUGGUCGCAAGCAAUGCUACAUGGGCCAUCGUAGAUUCUUACCUACUCUACACCCUUGGCGUAUGAAAAAGAGCCCUUUUGAUAACACACGAGAGGUAAAAAUUGCAUCUGAACCAUUAACUGGAGAUCACGUGAUUGCACAACUGGAGGGUCUUGAGCUGCUGCCAUUUGGAAAAGCUACAAGAAAAAGAAUUGCAAAAGUAAAUCAUAAUUGGAAGAAGAAAAGUAUCUUUUUUGAAUUACCUUAUUGGAGAACAAAUUUAUUGAGGCAUAACAUAAAUGUGAUGCACGUGGAGAAAAAUAUUUGUGAAAGUGUUAUUGGGACGUUGUUUGAUCUUGAAGGCAAAACAAAAGAUACAAUAAAGUAUAGAUUAGAUUUGCAGCGUAUGGGACUCAAGAAACAACUUCAUCCUAUUAAGAUUGAGGAUAUGUAUAUGAUUCCACCCGCAUGCUGUUGCGUAAAUAUAAAUGAGCUGAAGAUUUCAGGACUUAAAAGCCAUGAGUAUCAUGUUAUACUUGAGAGACUUCUUCCCCUUGCCAUAAGAGGGUUGAUUCCGAAGGAUGCUUGUGAUCAUUUGAUUGAGAUGUCUUUAUUCUUUGGUGACUUAUGCUCUAAAGAGUUGAAAUUGGAUGAGUUGGAUCAUUUGCAGAAUUGCAUCGCAUUGACACUUUGUAAGCUGGAGCGCAUCUUCCCACCGUCAUUUUUUGAUGUUAUGGUUCAUCUCUCAGUUCACUUGGCAAAUGAAGCAAAAAUUGGAGGUCUUGUUCAAUAUAGAUGGAUGUAUCAUGUUGAAAGAUUUUUACGCAUUCUAAAGAGUUAUGUGCGCAACAAAGCACGACCAGAAGGUUCCAUAGCAGAAGGAUAUGUGGCUGAAGAAUGUAUGGCAUUUUGUGCCAGAUAUUUGACCGACAUGGAUUCUAGAGAGCACAUGACUAAGAUUAGAAAUGAAAGUGAAAGGAAUGUAGCAAAGAGACACAAGGAGCAAUUUUAUAAAUGGUUUGAAAAUGAGGUUGUGCGAUUACAACAAUUGGGUGAUACGAGGAUUACUAAUCAACUAGUAACAUUAUCUAAAGGACCAGAUUUUCGAGUAUUCAGUCAUAAAGGAUAUAUUCUGAAUGGUUUUAAGUUUCGUACAAAAGAUGUAGAGAAACACUUGAAAACCCAAAAUAGCAGUGUUAUAGUGAAAGGAGAUGAGUUAACUGGGCAUGCUGAUUACUAUGUGGUUGUUAAAAAGAUGACUAAAAUAAAAUAUUUAGAUAACAACUUUGUUAUACUAUUCAAUUGUGAUUGGUUUGAGGCUCCUUCUGAAGGUCGAAACCAAGGCAGGGAAUAUAAGAAAGAUGACUAUGGAUUUAUUAGUGUAGAUAUCACAAGGUUAUUUUACAAAAAUGAUCCUUUUAUCUUGGGCUCCCAAGCUGAGUUGGUUUACUAUGUACAAUACAGUGGCAAGGAAAAUUGGUAUUCAGUGGUUAAAGUCAAACCAAGACAUAUCUUUGACUUGCCAAAUGGUGAAGAUGACGAUGAAUUUGAAGCGUAUCAACUAAAUGAGUUGAGUGAUACACAUGGAGAACUAGAAACACCAUUAGAGAACCAAGAUGAAGAGGCUUUACUUGGAGAACAAGAAGCACCACUAGUGGCCCAAGUUGAAGAGGUUUUAAAUAGAGAUGAUGUCGUAGGGCUAUGCUUGGAUGAGAGUAUUAUUGAGAAAGAAGAAGAAUUAAAGAGGUUGAUGAUGCAAGUGACUUUGAAAGUGAUAUUGAUAAAGAAGAAUCUGAAAGCGAAAAUGAUUACUCAGAGAAAGAAGAUUCUGACACAGAAUAAAAGAAAUUUCUAG